Fusarium subglutinans is the source of this 1320-nucleotide messenger RNA. RefSeq lists its product as uncharacterized. The coding region runs from base 1 to 1320 and encodes 439 amino acids. NCBI's taxonomy places the organism in Eukaryota, Fungi, Ascomycota, Sordariomycetes, Hypocreales, Nectriaceae. The transcript is spliced from 2 exons. The record is from RefSeq and is a predicted model, not a curated record.
AUGGCCAGCCCAAGGCCAUCGCACGGCCCUUCAACAUCUGACAAAACACCUAUUCCCGAGCCUUAUAAUCGCAGUUCUCGGGCAGUCUGCAAACAGCUGCGUCAAAUCCAGAAGGCAUGUGGCCAGUGGCCUUGGGAAUUUCUUCCUGGCCGGAUACCCGAGACACUAGAUAAACACAUGCUAAGCCCGCUUGUUGCGGCUGUUGAAUUCGCGUGUGAUGAUGAGCACAAUGUCACUCUAUCUGAGCUGACUGAAUGGCUAAUGGGUCAGAAGGGAGAUUGGGUUUUGACAUCAACACAGUCAACUAAUGCGCUGGAAUGGGUUACGUAUACCCACGACAAAAGGGCGAACAGGAGAAGAUCUACUCAUAAUGGGAUUGAUGGCGGGAGACCAUCUUCGCGAACAAGGAAGAGGCAACACUCAAAUGACGAGGUGACACUUCCGCGACCUCCACGGUCAAACACACAGUCGCGCCAAAAGAAGCGGGGGACCGAAAUCAGAUCGCCGACUGCUGACAAUGUGGCUGACGUUGAGGCUCAAUCUGAGAUCAGCCCUGAGCCUGAGCGUGACUCGGAGCCCGAGCCCGAGCCUGAACCUCAACCUGAGAUCGAGCUGGACCAUGACAUGGAGAUGGAUGUUGAUGAGAACAACACCAACCACGAUGCUGAUGAGAAGCCAAACAGAACCCGCAGAAGGACCGAUGAUAAAACCCUUGAAGAAGCCAUCGCAGCUUCGGCUCGUCGUCUCGAAGAAGGUCGUGACAAGCUCAAAGAAUAUGAAUAUCAUCUACAUACCGAGAGAGAAGACUUGAAAGUGAUAGAAGCCCUGCGAUCAGAAGCAUCAGAGUCUCACGAAGCUGCCAUACAAGAAUGGAGAGACGCCGUCCUGCAAGCAGACACAAAGCAGAACGAACUCCAACAGUUCCAAAACCUCGCCCAGUCCUUCUCCCGCGAUACACAAGCUGCCCUAGAGCAGCACAGUCAAAGCCUGCGAGAGCUAAGCGACCAAGCAAUCGAAGAUGAGAAACAUGCUGAAGACGAACUCCGAGCACGACGUCGUGAAUUCUGUAUCCUCGAGGACAAGAAAGAUACAAAGGAGGGCAUCAUAAAGAAAAUAUCAGCACGGACCAGGCGGUAUCAAGAUGAAAUCGAUGCGGAGGAGGGGAAGCAUCAGAGGUUACUUGCGGAGCAUUAUCUGGAGCUUUUGAGCAAUGAUAUCAUACAGGGCAUUUCUGUUGCUGAUAUAUCAUAUGCGAGGAUUCUGGAGAUCAAGUUAGAGCGGGAUCAGAGAAUUUGGUAUGAACGGAGGCAGAUGGAUUAG